AUCCACAGGUGGCUGACACCGGCGUCAGCAGCAACGACGUAGCGGAGACAUCCCGCACGCACACACUUACGUACGCGAUUGUGCCUCGCGAACAUGGACGCGGUGAGCAAGGACAGCGGUUUCGCGGCGCUCGACCACGAUGACAACGAGGACGUGGUGGUCAAGACCGCCAUCAACGGCGAGGCUCCGCCGGCGGUGAAGACCACGCCAGCCGACGUGCCGCCAGCGGCAGCUGCCAAACCUGUAAACGGCGCCGCAGGCGUGUCGGCGCCGUCCACUAAGCCGGAGCAGAAUGGCAAGCCAGUAGACGGUCCGGCGGACAAGCAGGGCGUGAGUGAGCCAGGCAAACCAGGUGAGGUCACAGGCCCUGUGCCAGCAGGUGGAGGAGCAGGAGCCGCGAACGGGGCGCACGAGGGCCAGGCACAAGCCGCCAAGCAGGAAACGAAGCCGGACGAGAAGGACAAGCCCCAGGAAAAGAAACCCGAGCCAGGGAAGCCCGGCGAAGAGAAGGAAACUAAGCCAGAGUCAAAGCCAGUCGAAAAGCCAGAGUCAGCGAAGAAAGAAGAGGCGAAGACAGAGGAAGUAAAGGCGGAAGCGAAACCAGAAGAAACGAAAAAGGAACAGGUAAGCAAACCAGAAGAAGCCAAGAAACCAGAAGAGACCAAGAAACCAGAGGAAGCCAAGAAACCGGAAGAAGCCAAGAAACCGGAAGAAGCCAAGAAACCAGAAGAGACAAAGAAACCAGAGGAAGCCAAGAAACCAGAAGAGCCAAAGAAACCAGAAGAGGCUAAGAAACCAGAAGAAGCCAAGAAACCAGACGAGACCAAGAAACCAGAAGAAGCCAAGAAGGAGGAGAAGGCCAAGCCGGAAUCCGCCAAGGAGAGCGCAAAGGCCGAGACUCCCAAACCAGAAGAAAAGCCAAAAGCCGAGGACAAAGCCGUGGAAGACAAGUCGACAGCCGACGACAAGAGUAAGGUAGAAGAGAAGGCGACCAAGAAGGACAAAGCAAAGGACGAGAGCAAAGGAGAGAAGGAAGAGGAAAAGGAGGCGGGGAAGGGCACGUCGGCGUCCGUGGAAGCUCUUGGGUCAGAGGAAGGUCAUGAUAGCGGCGUGGAUGAAUCAACACAGGCCAAGGAGAAUGGGCAGGCCAGGUCCCCCUCGAAGGCUCCCAAAGGAUCUCCAAGAAAGAGGAUGCCUCGUUCCUCCGACCCAUCCCCCAUGAAGCGAACGCCACAGUCCACUGCCUCUGCUGAGCGUAAAGUGCCGAUGAACAAGAUUGAAGUUGGCAAAACCGCUUCCCCGAAUCUGAAGGCCGUAAAGUCGAAGAUUGGGUCGAUGGAUAAUGCCACUUACAAGCCAGGCGGAGGAAAAGUCAAGAUCGAAUCCAAGAAACUCGAUUUUUCCAAAACCUCGAGCAGGAUCUCGGCCAAGAACGAAGCCUAUACACCCGGAGGAGGCGAGAAGAAGGUAAAUAUUGAAUCCCAGAAACUGAAAUGGACAGCAACCAGCAAAGUUGGCUCCCUUGACAACAAGGACCACAAGCCUGGCGGUGGCGACAAGAAGAUUGAGACCCAGAAGCUGAACAUUAAGGCCCAGUCCAAGAUCGGCUCGAAGGACAACUUGAAACACAAACCUGGCGGUGGUGAUAUCCAGAUUGAGCAAAAAAAACUGGACUUCAAGGAAAAGGCAUCCAGUAGAGUAGGCUCACUUAAUAACGUUAAGCACAAAGCUGGAGGUGGCGAUAAAAAAAUAUUUGAUGACAAGGAUUACCUCAGGCAGAUGCAAGGCUCACCCUGCAAAACACCCACCAGUAAGGCCUCAUCAGAAGCCAAUUUGUCUCGAACACAGAGCCCAAGCCCUGGACUGACCUCACCUGCACCUCAGGAUGGACAAGCCAGUGCCAGCGGAGAGGUGACCCCUGCAGAGGGAGCUCUGUCCCCUUAAGAAGCUACUUGUGAACCUCAUUCUGAAUCAGGGUUCAUCAUUUGAUCAUAAAAUAAUGAUCAACAGUGGCUUCUUUGGAAAGGGAAAUUAACCGUGAUAAGUGCUUUGUGAAGUUCCAUAUGCUGUCUCAUGCAGAUUAUGACAGUGGAGUUUCCUUUCAGUGUUAAAUAGAUAAAACAUUCAUUGCAGGAUGCAGUGUCAGAAUACGGUGAAUCACCAUAGAUUUCUUUCUCCCGUAAAAGGCAAAUUGGAUCUUUUUUUUUUUACAAGACUGAAAGAAAUGCUUUGUGUAAGGAUAUUUCUGUCCACUGCACAGUCUGUUUAUAUGCAUUCCAUGUCAGUCCGGUUAUAUAUAUGUUAAUUUAACUUGCGGGAUGCAUGUCAACAAGUGCUAAUGCAGCUACUUUUGAUACAUGGUAAGCCUGUACUGUGAGGUUGAUAAACAUCUGUUUGCUCUUUUCCCUUAUAGAGAUUUACAUGUUAUAAUUUACCUACCAUGACAAGUAUGAUUAUAUAAUCUAGCCUGAGUACUUGCUCAUGGAAUAGUUUCUAUAGCUUGUUGCACACACCAAUAUAUUUUGGUUAGGAUACCAUUUGCUGACCCUUGUCAAAAAGAGCAAUAACAGUGGUAAAGGUUCCAUGUUGAUGAAGCGUUAUAACGUCUUCUGUAGGUAUAAAACUAGCUUUCAAAGGCCAGCCUCUUUUAGUUAUGUAAACUGUGUCAGGCGUCCAUGAUUUUGAUAUUCGUUCAUGGCAUGUUAACCAACUUGUGCUGUAGAAAACUAAAGCCUAUCUUGAUGUAUAUUUAAUAUAACUUUUAAUUUGUCCUUCAUGUACUUGCUUCUAACAGAUAUGGCUGACAAAAUUAGCAAAGUUUCCAUGCAUUCUUUUUACUUAUACUGUAUAUGUUUGAGGUUUGUUUUUAAAAUUGUGAUGUCAUGAGUCAUACCUUUAUAGGCAGUUUGUCCAGAAACUAGCUACUAGGCUUUCACUAUUCCUCAAAUCUUCCAGAUGCAAAUCAAAUUCUUGGAUACAUUUCUAUAUGGUCUUAAAGCUAGAAUAAGGAAGCUUUUAUUCCAAUAUGCCUUGUAAAGAUUGGUGAAGAUGACUCCAGUUACUUUUCUUUCCCUGCUGCUCCCCUGUAGGUGAUCCAUGAUUGGGUGAUCAUUUUGUAGAGUCUGUGCGAACUGGAAUCAAGAGGUUCAUUACGCUCUACCAAGUGUUCGUCUGUCAGUCUUAAUGCAUUUUUUGCCAGCAGGUGAAAAAGUAGCCAUCUUAAAUGGAGUUAAAUAUCUGAUUGUACUAUAAUCAAGCUGCAAAAGGACUGUUCAUGGAAACAAUAAAAUUAUAAUACUGUUCAUGCAAAGCUUUUAAGAUACAGAAAGAUAUAACAACUGACUGUACUCUUAAUUAAUUUAAUUAUCACUGUCAUGCAUACAUUUCUUUUCAUGCAUUACUAAGUCAUGCCAUUGUUUCAGAUUUUUCUAGAGAACUGUCUAAAGGUCUUGAAUAAGGAGUUUUCUCCAGUACCAAGUUCUUUCAAUACCCUUGUGACUUCUGUUUCCCUUGGGUUUAUACACUUUAUUUUCAAUUCUCACUCAUCAAAAUUUAAUAAGAAUUAGAUCACAACUUCUUAAUAAGUAUUUUGUUCUUUGCAAAUAAUUUCUUUGAUGUGAACAUUGUACACAGUUGGAAGAUCAAGAGCUAAAACUGGGUGUAUAACUCAUCAGACGGGGGUCAUGUUUGGUACGGUACUCUGGCUGUAAACACUGAGGUAGAAUUGAAAAGCUUUAUGUGAGGGUCUAAAGCUUUUUAACCAAUGCUUUAUCCUGGACACAGUAUGCUGUUGUUCUGAGCUCUCAUGUCUUGGUAUCCACUCACCAUUUCACCAUACCUCAUGUAAUGCUUUAAGGUUCUCGCAGAAGGAGCAGUUGUCACCUCACUUCCCUGUGUUUUGCAUCAGACUUCAAGUAUUCUGUGUCAUUAUAAGGAAAAGAAUAAAAAUUA
Messenger RNA from Penaeus indicus, 3951 nucleotides. Its product is annotated as neurofilament heavy polypeptide-like. Gene Ontology annotation, cellular component: neuron projection. Gene Ontology annotation, molecular function: microtubule binding. Gene Ontology annotation, biological process: microtubule cytoskeleton organization; neuron projection development. The transcript has 8 exons. Bases 94 to 1944 code for a protein of 616 amino acids. The record is from RefSeq and is a predicted model, not a curated record. NCBI's taxonomy places the organism in Eukaryota, Metazoa, Arthropoda, Malacostraca, Decapoda, Penaeidae.